Messenger RNA from Petromyzon marinus (sea lamprey), 3109 nucleotides. Its product is annotated as lysosomal dipeptide transporter MFSD1-like. NCBI's taxonomy places the organism in Eukaryota, Metazoa, Chordata, Hyperoartia, Petromyzontiformes, Petromyzontidae. Gene Ontology annotation, biological process: transmembrane transport. Gene Ontology annotation, molecular function: transmembrane transporter activity. The record is from RefSeq and is a predicted model, not a curated record.
CGGGAUCCCGCAAACACGAAGAAAGGUCACCGAGUUUGUAUACGCGCAGCACACACGACUGGGGGGGCCAGCGACCACCCUCCAAGGCUCACUCGGCCGUGCAUUGGGCGGUGUGCGGAGAACACGUGGAGAACAAACGAUUGCGGGUGCCGUCGUGGGAGUAAGUAUCGGCCAACGGAAGGGCUUUCUCGGAGUUUGCUCCCUGGAAGAAGACGUAUGAUGUGCAUCGACGCCCGAGAUGGACGGUACCGCUUCCUGGUGCUGCUCUGUAACUGUCUCGUCACCUUCGGCUCGUACUACUGCUUCGACAUGCCGGGGGUGCUGCAGGCUCAGUUCCAGGGGAAUUUGAGCUGCUCCGAGGAGCAGAAUGCGAAGAACGCGACUGUCCUGAACGGUGGUGGAGGCUGCGAGACCCCAUCGGGAUUGGGACUCACGCCGAGCCAGUACAACUUGCUGUACGCUGUUUACGCAUGGGGAAAUGUCGUCCUCGUGAUCCCCUUUGGGUACUUGAUGGACAAGAUCGGGAACCGAGUCUCCGUGAUGCUCUUCUCGUCGUUCUGCAUGCUCGGCUCGCUGCUCUUCGCGCUCUCCAUCCGACUCCGUGGCUCCACCCGCUCCAUGCUCGCCCUCAUGCUCGCCGGGCGGGUGCUCUUCGGCUGCGGGAACGUCUCGCUCAUCAUCGUGCAGUUUCGCAUCGUGACCUUCUGGUUCCGUGAGAAAGAGCUGGCCAUGGCGUUCGGGGUGACGAUCGCUUUCUCGAGACUAGGCAGCGUUCUCAACUUCCUCUGCACCGAGAGCUUCGAGCACCGCUUCGGCCUGGAGGCGACGCUGUGGGCCGCAGGGGCAGUGCUGUGCGCCGUGAGCCUUGUAGCUGCCUGCACCGUGGGCCAGAUGGACCAGAGGGGCCUGCAGCAGCUUGGAGUCUACGCCGGACUGCGUCGCGAAGCCAAGAGCGUGAACAUCACAGACAUCCGCCGCUUCAAGCUCACCUACUGGAUGCUCGUCCUCGCCACCGUCUUCUUCUACAGCACCGUCUUCCCAUUCAUCGCCAACGGCAGCAAGUUCAUCCAGGACAUGUACGAGGGCUUCUCCCAGGAGCAGGCGUCCCUGGUGGUCGGCGCGACGUACAUGGUCUCGAUGGUGCUGUGCGCCGCGUCUGGCGUGCUCGUGGACCGCGUGGGUCUGCGUGGGGUCAUGAUCAGCGCGGCAGCGAUCUCCACGCUUCCCGUCUUCCCCGUGUUGGCGUUUGGCCGCCUGCCCCCGCUCGCCUCCACGCUCUGGCUCGGAGUCGCCUACUCCGUGAGCACGGCCUGCAUGUGGCCGGCCAUAUCCAUGGUGGUGCCGUACUCCACCCUCGGCACGGCCAACGGAGUCGCCACGUCGCUGCAGAUGCUCGGGGUCGGGGUCUCCAACCUCGCGGUCGGGGCCCUGCUCGGCGAGGAGACCGGGGAGAUCGCUCCGUGGCGGUGGCAGAACGUGAUGCUCUUCUUCCUCGCGCUCACUCUUGGCUGCCUCGCCUCCUCCCUGGUGCUCAACGUCGUGGACCAGGGCACGGGCCAGAUCAUCAACAAAUCACGCGUGCGCCAAGCGGCGGACAGAAUCUCGGAGGAAGCCCCUUUGCUGAUGGACGGAUGAGAAGAAGAGCGGGCUGGAAAUGCGUGCGGGAAGCAUCAUAUAUACACACACACACACAAAGCACCCCUCCACCCACCUCCAGAAAAUGUAGAUAGAGAAACCCCUGCCCCUCAUGAAUUAGAGAGAUGCACGAGAUGAUCGUAUAAAUCAAACUCGCUGCAUGGCGUGAUGCAAUAUCGCUCUCGCAGAUAUAUCCGGACGUUGGGGAAAUCACGUCUCGGGUUGACGGGCGGGGGGGGGGAGGAUUGCUUCUGCCUUCAACCGUGGUAGCGCAGCUCCGUGAUAUAAAAAAAACAACCCCGCUCCGUUGGGUCCGCGUGCCUCCCCGGGCCGACAAACGAGUACUGAUGGGACUUGACUUGUAUUUUCUCAACUCCCUUUUUUAUCAUUAACAAACUGACACGGCUUGUAGACACUAACGAGACUGAAAAGCUCGACUGUUGGUACAAUACACACACACACAAGGCAAUGCGCAAGGACGGGGAGACGAUCCUUUACAUUGGGAGUGGGACGCGGAGCAAGGGGAAGGGAUGUGUUCACGCUGUAACUGGGGCCAUGCUCUCAGUCCCCCCCCCCCUCCCUGCCCACAGUAGCAGACGUGGAAUGCAGCCGAUGUGGAGAACGCUCUAUACCUAUUUCACGGAUGUCUGAAUUUGUGCAAUCCUCGCGGGCAUUUUACUACGCCACGCAAUGGAUUGCAGGAUUCUUUUUUUGCUCCCUUCCAUUUUACGUUCUCUGUGAAAGCUUAAGACGGGUCUGUUAAGUCCUUGACAAACUGUUUUUUUUUUCCCUCUCGAUACAUCUACAUUACAAUCGUAAAUGUGCGCGAUGCACCGUACACGAAAUGUAAACGCUUCUUUAAGUGGCAAUUGAAAUUGUUAAAUGUAACCUCAUUGCUACACAAGCCAUAGUAACACGGUCAGUGGUCUGCCCAUGUAACAAUUCAGUGACCUUCUAAUCGGUGUAUACCUGGGUUGUAUUAAAGCUUAUUUCCUUAAAAAACAAAUCUGUCCGCAAAGUUGAAAUUUUCUAAAUAUUGUAACAUAGGCGCUAACAUAGAGGUGCUUAACAUUGAUCAGUCUCAUGGGGCAACUUGUGCACCUUUAUAAAGGGAGCCGCAAGAUCCCAUUUGCCUUGGAUGUGUGGGCGCAAUUUGUGAAAAACUUGAGGCUCUUUAGAGAACAGCUACGACUGCUACGGAUGUGUCGCUUUGACAAUUGCACAAACGCCAGACAGUGCGACGUGAUAAUGAACGCUGUUUAGGUGAAAUGCGCGCUGCAGGAGGUGGCAGUCAAGCAUCAGCCGAGGACGUCUCCGUGUUCACCGAAUGGGAAUGCUGUCGACAGCGACACAAACGACGAGGAUGAGACGCGCGCGUGUAAACACUCACACACACACGCGCAGGGAAGUCCUUCCAUUGAGGUACACUUUAUUGCACUUUCAUAUGAAAAUAAAAAUUUCUAAGUAAAACAAA